GUAUUAAAUUUACCAAUACACUUCUUUGAACCCAAAACCCGCAACGCAAUAGUCGUUUAUACUAAGGUAGAGAGAAAUGGAGAAGAUGAGUGUGGUGAGAUCCAUAUGCAGAGCAGCCCGUUUCAGAUCUUCAAUCAUUGCCGCCGCCAAUAACCAUCAUGUUCGUCACCUGUUAUCUUCUCGAACGCUUUUCAGUUUGUCCUCUCCUUCUGCUUCAAGUCCUUCCAAAUCCCUCACUUCAGAUUGCCGCUCUCCUCUUAUGAUGAGCUUAGGGGGCACCCGCUCUUUCAGUGAAGAUCUUGCUCACAUGCCUGUAAUAAAAGAUCCUGAAAUUGAGCGUGUUUUCAAGGACUUGAUGGCUGAAAGCUGGGAUGAGAUUCCUGAGAGAGUCCUCCAUGAUGUGAAGAAGGUUUUGUCGAAAAACACAGAUGACAAGGCUGGCCAGGAGGUCUUGAAAACUGUUUUCGGCUCAGCUAAAGCAGUUGAGGAGUUUACUGGGAUUAUUAUGAAUAUGAAAAUGGAAAUUGACGAUAGUAUUGGGAUGAGUGGUGAGGAUGUAAAACCCUUGCCAGAUGAUUUGUCCAAUGCGCUUCGUACAGUUUAUCAACGUUAUACUACCUAUUUGGAUGCAUUUGGUCCUGAAGAAUCCUUUUUGCGAAAGAAGGUGGAGAUGGAAUUGGGGUCUAAGAUGAUUUUCUUAAAGAUGAGAUGCAGUCGCCUUGGUUCUGAGUGGGGAAAGGUUACUGUACUUGGGACAUCUGGUCUUUCUGGGUCAUAUGUGGAGCAAAGAGCUUAGCCCAGAGUUGAAAGGUUUAUUGUAAUUGUGACUUUCUUGUGCCGGCAACGUGCUUUUGGUUAGUGAGAGACAAGUCAUUUUCUCUUGGAGUUGUAUGGCAGUUUAAUAAAAGCUUAAGCAUCAACUAUAAAUGAAUAAGACAGUGCUUUAUCAUCUUU
Messenger RNA from Pistacia vera, 954 nucleotides. Its product is annotated as succinate dehydrogenase subunit 5, mitochondrial. NCBI's taxonomy places the organism in Eukaryota, Viridiplantae, Streptophyta, Magnoliopsida, Sapindales, Anacardiaceae. Gene Ontology annotation, biological process: tricarboxylic acid cycle. The record is from RefSeq and is a predicted model, not a curated record. The coding region runs from base 77 to 796 and encodes 239 amino acids. Gene Ontology annotation, cellular component: respiratory chain complex II (succinate dehydrogenase). The transcript is spliced from 4 exons.